GAAAUUCUCUUUUCAUUUGAACCAUUUUGCUUUUGAAAACAGCUGAUUCCCUUUCAUUCCUCCAUUCAUUUUCCAGAUAAAGAAUACCAUGUCGGGAGGUUUAAGGAUCACUAACGCUGUGCGUAACUCUCGCUUCAUAAUCGGUGCCCUGGUUAUCUUUGGUAUUGUUAUAUUUUUAGUAUCUUCACCUUCAAAUGUUGGCGAAGGUUUAUCAAAGGCCAAAUUAGGUGGUUUAGAUUUCACUUCAAACAAUAAUAAUGCUGGUAAUGGUGCUGCAGCCGUUGCAGGAUCAGAUGAUGAUAAACCUGUUUACCCACCAUCUCCAAAAGGUGAUGGUGCCAUUGGAAACUCACCACAAUAUGCUGAUGAUUCAAUAGAUGCUCCAAAAAAACCAAAAGAACAAGCUCCAAAAGCUGAUCCUGGUACUUCUCCUCAAUUUGCUGAUGAUAAUGCUAAAGAUGUUAAAGGCUCUAAGGAAAAAGCUGCUGAUCAAAGUACUCCUAAAGAAGCUCCAAAACCUAAAAUUAACGAAAAAGCUCCAAUCAAAGGUGAAUUUGAUGCUAUUAAAGAUUCAAAUAAAGCUUAUGAAGGUGUCCCAGAUAAAGAAAAAGUUGCACUUGCCGAUGAUGAUGAUUCAAACAUUUCUAACGAAGUUUCAUCCAAGCCAAAACAACAAAAUGUUGCAAAUUGUAAAAAAGAUCCAGAAUUUGUUGUUAUGAUUGAUGCAGGUUCAACUGGUUCAAGAGUCCAUAUCUAUGAAUUUGAUAUUUGUUAUUCUCCUCCAAAAUUGAAUAAAGAAACUUUUGAAAUGUUGAAACCUGGUUUAUCUUCAUUUGAUACUGAUACUUCGGGUGCUGCUAAAUCAUUAGAUCCAUUAUUAAAAAUUGCAUUAGAUACUGUUCCUGAAGCUAAAAGAGGUUGUACACCAGUUGCCGUUAAGGCCACUGCGGGUUUACGUUUACUAGGUGAAGAAAAAUCAAAUAACAUUUUGAAAGCUGUUCGUGCCCAUUUAGAAAAUGAUUAUCCAUUUGCUGUUGUUGAUGGUGAUGGUGUUUCAAUCAUGAGUGGUGAUGAUGAAGGUGUUUAUGCUUGGAUCACUGCUAAUUAUUUAUUAGGUAACAUUGGUUCAAGUGAAAAAACUCCAACUGCUGCAGUUUUUGAUCUUGGUGGUGGUUCUACUCAAAUUGUUUUUGAACCUGAUUUUAAAAAUGGUGAAAAAAUGAUUGAUGGUGAACAUAAAUAUGAAAUCAAUUUUGGUAACAGACAAUUCACCUUGUAUCAAUUCUCCCAUUUAGGUUAUGGUUUAAUGAAAGGUAGAGAAAAAAUCAACACUUUAAUUGUUGAAGCUGCUAUUAAAGAUGGUAAAUUAACUAAAGGUGACUCUGAAAAGAAAACUUUACAAUCUCCAUGUAUCCCACCAGGUUUAUCAGUUAAAGAUGUUAAAGUCACUUUGGAUAACGGUGAUAAGUACACUGUUGACUUGAAAGGUUCAGAUACUCCAGCUGGCGCUCAAUGUAGAUUCCUUGCUGAAUCUAUUUUGAACAAAGAUGCUGAUUGUAAACAAAGUCCAUGUUCAUUCAAUGGUGUUCAUCAACCUUCAUUAGUUCGUACAUUCCAAAAAACCAGUGACUUGUACAUUUUUUCAUACUUUUAUGAUCGUACCAAUCCAUUGGGUAUGCCAUCAUCAUUCACUUUGGAAGAAUUAUCAGAAUUAGCUAAAACUGUUUGUAAUGGUGAAACUUUAUGGACUUCAGCUUUUAGCGCAAUUGAUGGUUCAUUAAAAGAAUUGAAAGAUGAACCACAAUGGUGUUUGGAUCUUUCAUUCCAAGUCGCCUUGUUACAUACUGGUUAUGAAAUCCCAUUACAUCGUGAAUUAAGAACUGCAAAGAAAAUUGCCAAUAAUGAAUUAGGUUGGUGUUUAGGUGCUUCUUUACCUUUAUUGGAUAAGACCACUGGUGGUUGGAAAUGUCGUGUGAAAGAGGUCACCAAAAACUAGAAGAGAAAGAUGAUCUCUUAUAUACAAUUCAAUUGAUGAUUUAAUUUUUGUUUUAAAAACUCUUUAGUAGUAGUUUAUGCUCAUUUAGCAUCACGUGACGUCUCUCCGCUAAAGCCUCAACCGAUAAAAAAAAUUACUGAUUACAAAACAUCAACAACUUUUUCUU
Molecule: messenger RNA, 2162 nt
Organism: Hansenula anomala
Lineage: Eukaryota; Fungi; Ascomycota; Saccharomycetes; Phaffomycetales; Wickerhamomycetaceae
Gene: GDA1
Product: guanosine diphosphatase
Exons: 1
Coding region: 89-1996 (635 amino acids)
Biological process (GO): nucleoside diphosphate catabolic process; protein N-linked glycosylation
Cellular component (GO): membrane; Golgi apparatus
Molecular function (GO): UDP phosphatase activity; GDP phosphatase activity
Source: RefSeq, a predicted model, not a curated record